AUGAUAUUACGUUAUCAUUUUAACUUUGUUCUAUUUGUAUUAUGCUUAGUUUCACUUUUUGAAAAUGUAAAUGGCACGAUAAUGUGUGAGAAACGGAAAGCUGGUCGUAAGGCUCUGAACGACUCCCUAGCCAUCUCAGAUGUUGUGUUGUCUGCGACCAUACGUAAGAUUACGUUUGACCAAGAAGAUGGAAGUUUACAGUCUCUGAUUCUCCGUAUCCGUCGGAUUUUUAAAGGACGCGAGUACGUUGUGGGAAAGAGUGAUCUGAACAUCUUUGGAAUAGAAGAAGUUGAAUGUUCGAAGCAUUUGUCCUUACAUUCAACCUUUGUUUUCCCUUUGUCAGUCUCCGGAGAUCAUUUUUUCCUGGCUGCUCCCAUUUUCCCCAUCAACUUGAGUAUAUUGGAUUCGCUGCAUUCGUUUUCUCGAGGAUUACCUCAUCGCAAACGUCGUAAGCCCAAACAUACGGUCUGCGAAUCUUCCAUUUGUCCGUUGGGAUCGAAGUGCUCAGUGCUAACUGGAACUUGUGAAUGCCGGAGUAAUUGCCGAUCUUCGGGUCCAGCUGUUUGUGGUUCUGACAAUGUCUCUUAUGCUUCUCUAUGUCAUUUGUCUAUUCGUUCUUGCUUACUGCACAAGAAAGGAAAGUCUGGUCUGAAGUUAGCUUCACAUGGUCAUUGCAGCAAACGCAAUCCUUGUGACGAUUUGAGAUGUGGGCCAGGAGAAGACUGUGUUGUUUCACAGAAUAAUGGAGUACUAUCAGCUACCUGUGUCUGUCCAGCAUCUUGUCCGAAUUACGGAGAUGCAGUUGAUUCUUCUCCGGUUUGCUCAACGAACGGCGUUGAUUAUCCAUCACUCUGUAAAAUGAAACAACAUGCUUGUUCAACCAAGACGAACAUCACAGCAAAAUACUUCGGAAGAUGCGAUCCUUGUGAUGAAUUUCCAUGUCCCUCAGGAACCUCUUGUCAUCUGAAUUCUCAUCGAAAGCCUGAAUGCAGAUGUAGCGAACAAUGUUCUUUGAAAUAUGAUCCUGUCUGUGCAACUGAUGGAAAAACAUACUCAAAUGAAUGUGUUAUGAAGGUUUCUAGUUGUAAACAAGAACAGACACUCGAAGUGUUCAAACGAGGAAAAUGCGAAGAUAUUCAAACUCCUUGUAAGAAUAUUGUAUGCAGCCAUGGGUCUGAAUGUCAGAUCAGAAAUGAAACAUAUGCUAGUUGCGAAUGUGAAGCAUCAUGCACUCAAGUUAUGAAGCCCGUUUGUGCAACGAAUGGCUUGACGUUCGAUAACCAAUGUGAACUACGAAGAUAUGCUUGUGAGCAGAAGUCCAGAAUCCAUGUGAAACACCAAGGAACGUGCGGAAUCGGGUUGUGCGCGUCAUACGAAGGUUGUACAGCUCCGCAGGUAUGCACUUUGAUUGAUGAUAAACCAACCUGCGCGUGUCCAGAGUGCUCCGACGAACUCAGAGAAGUUUGUGGAAGCAAUGGAAGAACUUACGCCAAUGAAUGUAAAAUGAGGAGAGAAGCUUGUCUCUUAGAUAAGAAACUGUUUGUGAAGUAUAAUGGUGUUUGUGAUGGAUGCUCAACGAUUGUUUGUGAAUUUUAUUCCGUCUGCAUUUCUGAUGGAGUUUCUAAACCAGGAUGUAGAUGUUCCAAUGAUUGCCCUAUAGUGAAAGACAAGAAGGCUCAUUCGGUUUGCGGGACAGAUGGAGUAACUUAUUCAUCAGAAUGUCAUCUUCGUAGAAGUGCUUGUGAACAGAGAAAGUUUAUUGUUGUAGCCUUCAAAGGAAAAUGCGACGCGUGUCAACAUAUCGAGUGCAGAUAUGGAGAAGAAUGCAGGAGCGGCGUUUGUGUCUGCAGUUAUAACUGUCCUGUUAAUCCUCCUGCCUCAUCGAAAGUCUGUGGAGAGAACGGGGUUCUCUACCCAUCAGAAUGUCACCUGCAGUUAGCAGCUUGCCAGAAAGGAUCUCCAAUCUCUGUAAUGUCGUUGAGUCAUUGUCACUCUUCUGUGUCGACGUUUAGCGAUUCUUGUGAAUGUAACAGAAUAGGUUCGAUUGGUCCAGCCUGUGAUACUAGCGGUCAAUGCGCUUGUCGAGCUGGCGUAUCAGGCAAGAAAUGUGAUCAUUGUAUGCCGUCGUUCUGGGGUAUUCAUCUAAUCGCUAAUGGCGCGCUAUCAUGCCAACCUUGCGGUUGUUCCGCUUUCGGUUCUGCGCGUUCUGACUGUGAACAAACAACAGGAAGAUGUGAGUGUAAGGUUGGAGCAUUUGGAGAUAAGUGUGAUAAAUGUGGAAACGACAUGAUAAUGACACCGUCAGGAUGCAUCAGUAAAGAAGAAUACCUUGCACCAACCGACUGCAACGAGCUAAAAUGCUACCAUGGUUCAACCUGUGUGACUAAAACUGAAGGUUCUCUGCCGGAUUGCGAGUGUCCUGAGUCUUGCAAUUCCGACCACCUUGGCAUAGCUGCUAAUAUGACUGUCUGCGGAAACGACGGUAUAACUUAUGAGAAUUUCUGUCAGCUCCAACAAUUCGCCUGCAAACAUCAGCUCGAUUUGGUUGUCCGCUCGUUAGGAAUUUGUGAUGAAGAAAUUGAGGUAAUCGAUCGAUUCGAGAGAAACAAAGAGACUGCUGUCAGACUGGGAUCCUACUGUACCAUGCCAAGCGAUUGCGCUGAGAUUAAUGCUGUAUGCAAACUCCGUGCCGGGAAAAGAGGAACAUGUGCUUGCCCACGUUCAUCAAAAAUGACAAAAGAGGGUCAUUGUGAAAUUUUUAAUUCGCAGAAUAUCACAAACAUUUUCAUUGAUCUAAACGGUCGUAAUGGUUACCAUGUGAACAUCGAUAUGUUGGAUCUUUUCUUCAAUUUCACUAUUGACGUCAAUCCUAGAGUUUCAAACGGCUUGAUAUUGUUCGGCGAAGGUGAAGAAGGAGCUAAUUUCAUUCUAAGGCUAGAAAAUCGUCGAUUUGUUGUUGAAAUUGGAGAUGAUCUGUUGCAUUCUCGUGAAUAUGUUCCACUCAACUCGAACAGUUCACUCAGUUUAAUAUGGAAAAACAAAUUCGCAACCCUUAAGACUUCAAAAUCUAGUGUAUCUAUGCGAAUUGGAACAAAGAAUCAAAAGCUAAAGAAUCUAUGGAUAGGAUCAAACACUUUGCAAUAUGGACGACCAAACGAAGGAGCAGUGUCUAGAUUACUAAUUAAUCAUGAAGUAAUAUCUCAAGAUGAUAUAAUUCCAUACGAUGUUGCAGCCGGAAAAGCUUCCCAUCCAUUCAUACAUCCCGUUAGCUUCGGCGAACAGGGUGGGUUUGUGGAGUUUAAUGAGGUGGACAUUGAUGCACGUACUAAAGCUCAUAUUGAAAUACGGUUGAAACCUAUGAAAGCGAACGGUUUGCUUUUCUUCUGGACAUCUAAGGAGAAAAAGAAUCUUGAUGAGGGCUUUAUUGUUAUUGCACUAAUUAAUUUCGUCCCUCAUAUGUAUUGGAGGAACGGCCCGAAAACUCAUGAACUUAGUGGAUCAAAACUGAAAGGUCAAGAAUAUAACACCAUCAUGUUCUCCUAUAAUUCUAAAUCUCGCUCGAUCAUUGUGAAUGGAGAAAAGACUGAAAUUGAUGAACCGGUGGAAACUCAAUCUAUGAAUCCAUUGGGGAAGACUAUGUAUGUCGGUGGUGCGCCUGAUGAGAGUCAUUCAACUGUUAAUGCAAUUGAUAAUAAGAAGAAUCUCGCUCAUGAUCUGAUUCUCUCUCGUUUACGAGAUUCUCUCUCUGUAACAAACAUAGAGCAUUUUGAGGGCUGGAUCUACUGGAUGACAAUUAAUGAGCAGAUAUUGGAUUUUAGAACGGCAAAAACCCAUGGUGACAUAUCCGAAGACGUUCGUUGCACAGCAAGCUGUGAUUUCGGAGAGACAUGCUAUCAACGAGGGAACAAUCAACAGUGUCGUGGAACAGAUCUUACUUCCAUCUCAUUGGAUGGUAAGGAAGAGUAUGGAUAUGCAAAUGGAGGAGAUAAAUUCUUAACAUCGACGAAUAGUUCAAAGUUUUCAUUUGAGUUCAAGUCACAAACAACAACUGGAAUUUUAUGGUGGGAAUCAACGUGGUCUCAGAGAGACGAUGGAGAUUUCUUUGUUAUCUACCUGGCCAAAGGUAAACUGAAAAUGGGAUUGAAUCUGGGCAACGAUCUUAAAUUUCGUCCGGUUGUUUUGAAAGAAAGUAUUGAGAUUGGCAAAUGGUAUACGAUAGAAGUGGACAGGCUCGAUCGACGAAUUCGUGUACAAGUAGCAAAGGAGAAAGAGUUGACAAUCGUUACUACACCUGGAUCAACGGAGUUGAAUACAAACGGAGUUAUUUACAUAGGUGGCCGUAAGACGUCAAAGAAAUCAGUCCCACUUCAAACAAUGUUUAUCGGAUGCCUCAGAAAUUUGGUUGUUAAUUCGAAACCAGUGAACUUAUUGCAUGAUUCUAUAUCGGAUGUCAAGCCAUCGACUUGUCGUUCAUGA
Auanema sp. JU1783 is the source of this 4476-nucleotide messenger RNA. NCBI's taxonomy places the organism in Eukaryota, Metazoa, Nematoda, Chromadorea, Rhabditida, Rhabditidae. The record is from the annotation of a GenBank genome assembly.